AUGGAUGAAGGGCAGGUCUUCUCCAAGAUUUUCAGCCAUGAGGCUCUGGAGAGUUAUCUCCCCAAGAUCCAGCUGGUGAUCAAGGACACCCUGCGGGCCUGGAGCAGCAACCCCGAGUCCAUCAACGUGUACCACGAGGCGCAGAAGCUCACGUUCCGCAUGGCCAUCCGCGUCCUGCUGGGCUUCCGCAUCCCGGACGAGGAGCUCGGCCGCCUCUUCGAGGUCUACCAGCAGUUCGUGGAGAACGUCUUCUCCUUGCCCGUGGAUCUGCCCUUCAGCGGCUACAGGAGGGGAAUCCGGGCCCGGGAGACGCUGCAGAAGGGGCUGGAAAAAGCCAUCCAGGAGAAGCUGCAGAACACACAGGGCAAGGACUACGCCGACGCCCUGGACAUCCUGAUCGAGAGCGGGAAGGAGCACGGCAAGGAGCUGACCAUGCAAGAGCUGAAGGACGGCACCCUGGAGCUCAUCUUCGCCGCCUACGCCACUACGGCCAGCGCCAGCACCUCCCUGAUCAUGCAGCUCCUCAAACACCCGCGGGUGCUGGAGAAGCUGCGGGAGGAGCUGCGGAGCAAAGGGAUCCUCCACAACGGCUGCAUCUGCGAGGGCUCUCUGCGCCUGGACAACAUCAACGGCCUCCAGUACCUCGACUGCGUCAUCAAGGAGGUGCUCCGGCUCUUCACCCCCAUCUCUGGAGGGUACCGCACAGUGCUGCAGACCUUCGAGCUGGACGGUUUCCAAAUCCCCAAGGGCUGGAGCGUGAUGUACAGCAUCCGGGACACCCACGACACCGCUCCCGUCUUCAAGGACGUGGACGUCUUCGAUCCCGACCGCUUCGGGCAGGGCCGGAGCGAAGACAAGGACGGCAGGUUCCACUACCUCCCCUUCGGAGGAGGCGUACGGACCUGUCUGGGGAAGCACCUGGCCAAGCUUUUCCUCAAGGCUCUGGCCAUCGAGCUGGCCAGCACCAGCCGCUUCGAGCUCGCCACCAGGACUUUCCCCAAAAUCACCCUGGUGCCCGUGGUCCACCCGGUUGACGGACUCAAGGUCAAAUUCUUCGGACUGGAUUCCAACCAGAACGAGAUCCUGACGGGCACAGACGCCAUGCUGGGGGCCACCGUGUAGAGCCCGCGCCGGUGGCACCAGGGACGGG
Cyanistes caeruleus (blue tit) is the source of this 1150-nucleotide messenger RNA. The record is from RefSeq and is a predicted model, not a curated record. NCBI's taxonomy places the organism in Eukaryota, Metazoa, Chordata, Aves, Passeriformes, Paridae.